AUGCCACUGGUUGCCGUGAGUGAACCGCCCAGGGUAGCGGCAGCAGACGAGCCGGACGCGUACGAAUCAACACCGAAAUCGCUGGAAGAAAUUCCGUCACGAUUGGUUUUGCAUGUGGACCCUGUUCACUUGUGUAUGCGACCUGUGCCCCCCGUUCUGCAAGAGAGGGACAUUGAUACGCUGGCGUCUGUGGGCACCUUGUGGCUUACAGAACAGCGUUUCACUUUUCUGCCAAGGCAAGGCAAAGGAUUUCAGGUUGACUACCCGUCAAUUGCUUUGCAUGCCGUAUCGCGAUCUGUACCUGAGUAUGCCACUCAUGAUGAUUUUGGCACAGAGAUGUGUCUCUAUUGCCAAUUGGAUGACCACCCAGAGCGUGAUGAGGAAGAAGAGGAUGAGGUCGUGAGAGAAAUGUGGAUUCUCACGCAUGAUGCUGCUUCUCUGAAUACGCUGUAUGAGUCUCUAUCGCAUUGUGCGUCGCUGUAUCCGUCUUUACCUGGCGGCGCCGAUGCACAUCCAUUGGCGGGACUAGCAGCGAUGAGCGGCGAAGCGUCAAAUGAGGAAGAGAAGAACGAUGAAGGAAGGGCUCAGACAUGUCCAUCCAGCAACACACUCAUGUUUGUCAAUUUCCCUCCGGCCUUUUUCACAUCGGAAGCGACUGUAUCCCUGUUUGUUGAUGUGCUAAGAGCGUAUGGUCCUCUCGUUGCUUGGUCACCGAUGCCUGCCUUCCGACAGGCUCGGGCUGUGAUGGAGCGGCCGUCUGACACACUACGGAUAAAACAGGCUCUUGACUACCAGGAGCUUGCUCACGAUGAUGAGCAGAGUUUUGUGCUCCGCGUGUACUACGAUCAUGAUACUCCGCUUACGUUGCUCCCGACCGGUGAGUACGCUGUGACGCAGGCUGUGGAUAUUCCCAGGCCAUUCCUGGAACCGCCAGCGCCAGAAAAAGAGUUUCUUUUGAGUCCGCCUGGCAGUCCGCCGGUAGGAUGGGAGCAGCAAAAGGAAGAUCGGCCUAAUACCCAAGCUCUGUCGGACGAUCUGAUCAAGGCUCUCCAUAAGUUGUCUAUGGAGCAGGAGACGCCAAAGGCAGAGAACGCAGGCACUUCUACACUUUUUCAAGGUUCGCAUCAUGCUGUGCCGGGCGUUGUUCUUCAUGCUACUGAGUCUGCGACUUCGUCAUCAUCGCGGCCAUCCGGCAUCGAGCGCGUUAAGGCGACCAAAGAUAGCAUGCGUCCGACGUCUCGACCCCCCAUAUAG
Malassezia restricta is the source of this 1254-nucleotide messenger RNA. Its product is annotated as calcineurin-binding protein. Bases 1 to 1254 code for a protein of 417 amino acids. Gene Ontology annotation, cellular component: pICln-Sm protein complex; cytosol; cytoplasm. NCBI's taxonomy places the organism in Eukaryota, Fungi, Basidiomycota, Malasseziomycetes, Malasseziales, Malasseziaceae. Gene Ontology annotation, biological process: spliceosomal snRNP assembly; chloride transport; cell volume homeostasis. Gene Ontology annotation, molecular function: calcium-dependent protein serine/threonine phosphatase regulator activity. The record is from RefSeq and is a predicted model, not a curated record. The transcript has 4 exons.